CCUUUAGGUUAUGAAAUGUGGCUCAGGGUCUUUACAGCUUUCCUUUCCUUCACAGCAGGAGCUUGCUCGGGGCUGAAGGUGGCAGUGCCAUCACAGACCGUCCAUGGCAUCAGGGGCCAGGCUCUCUAUCUCCCCGUGCACUAUGGAUUCCACACUCCAGCAUCAGACAUCCAGGUCAUAUGGCUUUUUGAGAGACCCCAUACGAUGCCCAAGUACUUGCUGGGCUCCGUGAACAAGUCUGUGGUUCCCGACUUGGAAUACCAGCACAAAUUUACCAUGAUGCCACCCAACGCCUCCCUGCUCAUCAACCCGCUGCAGUUCACCGACGAAGGCAAUUACAUUGUGAAGAUCAACAUCCAGGGUAACGGAACUCUGUCAGCUAGUCAGAAGAUUCAAGUCACGGUUGAUGACCCUGUCACGAAACCAGUGGUGCAGGUUCAGCCUUCCUCUGGGGUUGUGGAGUACGUGGGGAACAUGACUCUGACGUGCCUCGUGGAAGGGGGCAGCCGGCGGGUUUACCAGUGGCUGAAGAAUGGGAGGCCUGUCCACACCAGCUCCACCAACUCCUUCUCUCUUCAGAACAACAGCCUUCACAUUGCUCCAGUGACCAAAGAAGACAUUGGGAAUUACAGUUGUCUGGUGAAGAACCCUGUCAGUAAGAUGGAAAGCGACAUCAUUAUGCCCACCAUAUACUAUGGACCUUAUGGACUUCGAGUUAAUUCUGAUAGAGGACUAAAAGUAGGGGAAGUGUUCACUGUGGAUAUUGGAGAAGCCAUCUUGUUUGAUUGUUCUGCUGAUUCUUAUCCUCCCAACACCUACUCCUGGAUCCAGAGGACAAACAAUGCCACAUAUGUCAUUAAGCAUGGGCCUCGCUUGGAAGUUGCAUCUGAGAAAAUAGCCCAGAAGACAACCGACUAUGUGUGCUGUGCUUACAACAACAUAACUGGAAGGCGAGAUGAAACUCACUUCACCAUCAUCAUCACUUCUGUAGGAAUAGAAAAGCUUGCACAGAAAGGGAAAUCAUUGUCCCCUUUAGCAAGUAUAACUGGAAUAUCACUCUUUUUGAUUAUAUCCAUGUGUCUUCUUCUCUUAUGGAAAAAAUUUCAACCCUACAAAGUUAUAAAACAAAAGCUAGAAGGCAGGCCAGAAACAGAAUACAGGAAAGCACGAACAUUUUCAGGCCACGAGGAUGCGCUGGAUGAUUUUGGAAUAUACGAAUUUGUUGCUUUCCCAGAAGCUUCUGGUGUUGCCAGGAUGCCCACGAGAUCUGUUCCAGCCUCUGAUGGUGUACCAGGGCAAGAGCUGCACAGUACAAUUUACGAAGUUAUUCAGCACAUCCCUGCCCAACAGCAAGAUCAUCCAGAGUAAGCAUUCACGGGCAAAGCAGUGCAUUUAAGUGAAAUAAGGAAAGCACAUUUUGAGGAAAGCAGUGGAAAUGUGUAUUCAUCUGGAAUCAGUGAAGAAAUCAAGCCAGAUACCUCUUACUCGUUGGUCCUUUUAAUGCAGAAUAAAGCCAUUUAUAAAAACCUGACUGCAGAUUUCCCAGCAUACACACAGCGCAUUAUGCUGCGGAGGAGCGUGGUGGGGCAAGAAUCCCAGAGGACGGUCUUUAUCGUGCUGACAGAAGAAAGAAAAGGACGGGACUUUCCAAUUACUUUUUUUGUAUCAUGUUUCCUACAAGGCUCAAUUAGUUCUAAUCUAUACUUUCCCUUUCCUCAGCACCGACAGUAUCCUAUCUAACCUACAAGUGUGGAAACUUUUAUUUGUAAAAUCUUCAGCAGGCUUUGUUUUAUUAAAUUUUAAAUUGCUACACUUUUAAAUUUUCAUUCCCAAAUUUCCUUCUUGCUGUUUGUACCAUGGAAUAAUAAAGAUGAUUGUCACAAAAGCAAGAGUGUGCCUUCUCCUAGGUUGUCAAUCACCAAUGGAGUUUUUUAAAAGACUUGUAAAACACUGAAGGAAAUGACUUAUUAAAGUCUGAUUUUUACUUUUGUUCAAGGAACAGUGGAUUCAAAUAAAUUAUUAUGCUUUCACUUGUAUAUA
This is a messenger RNA of Odocoileus virginianus texanus, 2040 nucleotides long. The record is from RefSeq and is a predicted model, not a curated record. NCBI's taxonomy places the organism in Eukaryota, Metazoa, Chordata, Mammalia, Artiodactyla, Cervidae.